This is a messenger RNA of Marasmius oreades (fairy-ring Marasmius), 1392 nucleotides long. RefSeq lists its product as uncharacterized. Lineage: Eukaryota; Fungi; Basidiomycota; Agaricomycetes; Agaricales; Marasmiaceae. The record is from RefSeq and is a predicted model, not a curated record. Bases 1 to 1392 code for a protein of 463 amino acids. Gene Ontology annotation, biological process: guanine metabolic process. The transcript has 5 exons. Gene Ontology annotation, molecular function: guanine deaminase activity; zinc ion binding. Gene Ontology annotation, cellular component: cytosol.
AUGCUAUACAGAGGAUCUUUCGUUCAUUGCCCACAGCUCGGCCAGGUGGAUAUAUUGAAUGAUCACUUACUAGCUGUCAAUGAAGCCGGUUUCAUCAAGCACUUCGAACCUUCAGAUUCCAUCAACUCACGUCGAUAUCUAGAUACACAUCUGGCAUCUCAAGAGUUGAUCGCGUUGGAGCCAGGCAAUUUCCUACUUCCAACUUUCUGUGAUUUGCACCUACACGCGCCGCAGUUCUUGUACCAAGGGAAUGGGCUACACUUACCUCUCAUGAAAUGGUUGGAUGAAUAUGCCUUCAAGGCUGAAGAGGAAUUGGACUCUAACCCUGCUUUGGCGAAGAAAGUGUAUUCUGGUCUUGCCAAUCGGUUAAUUGAGCACGGAACUGGGGCUGUCAUGCUUUUUGGCACGAUACGGGAGGAAACAAAUCUGAUUCUUGCAGAAGUUUUCUUGAACGCUGGAUUAAGAGGGUUCAUUGGAAAGCUCUCGAUGGAUAUAUCGACUCGUCCCACGUAUGUCGAAAACUCGGCAGAAGAAUCUCUUGUCGCCAUUGCAAGCUUCAUAGGAAAGCUGAAGGCAAUGACGAGUCAGCUCCCCGUCCACAGACGGCUGGUUGAGCCCGUCGUCACUCCACGCUUUGUACCGACAUGUUCCAACGAGUUGCUUCACGGACUCGGAAAGUAUGCACGAGAACAAUGUCUUAGAAUCCAGAGCCACUUAGCCGAAGCUCACGAUCAGGUGGAUUGGGUUAGACGUGAACGAGGAGCCGAAGAUGUGGAAGUGUUUGAAAAGAACAAUCUUUUGACACCAAGAACGGUCCAAGCUCAUUGCACAUUCCUUGACAGUCCCUCCUUAUGCAAGAUCCAUGAUCAGCAGACCACUAUAGCGCAUUGCCCAUUAUCCAAUGCUUACUUCUCUGCAGAACCUUUCCGGCUUCGUGAAGCGUUGAACAUAGGCGUGUCUGUAGGUCUUGGCACCGAUGUCGCUGGGGGGUACAGCAUCGACAUCAUGAAUGCCAUGAGACAAGCAGUUGUGGUGUCUCGAAUGAGAGAAGGUGCGAGGACAAUGGGAAAUAUAUCAUCUCGAGUGAGCCUUGCCAUCGAUUGGAAGGAGGCACUCUACCUCGCAACACGCGGAGGUGCUAUAGGCCUAGGUCUUCCCGAUGGGAGUGGUAUGUUUCAAGUAGGUGCCCCAUUCGAUGCACAGCAUAUCGAGCUGUUUAAGAUAGAACCCGCUCGCGGUAUAGGAUCUUUCGACGUGUUUGAACUCGAAUUGGAUGGGCACGGACUUUCAGAAGAUAUGGUAGAAAAAUGGUGGUGUCUUGGUGACAGCCGAAAUCGCUUAGCAACAUGGGUGCAGGGUGUCAAACUUGCUGCAAUUCCUGUUCAAGAGUAA